AUCCACUUUUUUUCUUAAAUAACACUCUAUUUCUCUUUGAUCCAAAAUGAAUGGGAUGAAAGGAGUAUUCUUAGUUGUAUUUUUAGUGGAUAGGAGAAGUGAAAUCGAAAAAUGGGUGUUUAAGAUGGAAAAAGAAUAAGUUUACAGAUAAGAUUAGAAAGAAAGUAGGAUUAUUGCCAAAGCGAGUAAUUAGUUACACAUUUACACCUUCCCUCCAUUUUUUACCUAAUUUUACCUCCUCAUUUCUUUUAAACAGUUGAACUACAACUAUCAACUUUAAACUUUUUAACUUUCAAGUUUCAACUUUGAAGCCUUUCAUUCAUUCACUUGAUUUAUACUCCUCUCUCAUUUCAUGAUCAAGUCUUUUACCUCUCUUCUUUCUCUCAUUUCCUUUGUCUUCUUCCUUCUAUUUCAUUGCUCAAAAUCUCAAAGCUUUCUCAUCAAUGGUUGUCUCUAUAACCCAAACUAACUUAAACUCACUUAUCACAAAAGCUUAACAAAAGAAUGCCCUGAAAAAAUGACACCACUUUACACUUUAUUAUUCCUCUGUUCACUCUUCCCACUUCUACUCUCCCCUGUUUCAGCUAAUUAUGGAAAAAUUAAAGAUACUCAAAAGUUAUUAAGCUUCAAAUCUUCCCUUUUCAACCCAAAUUUGCUUCAAAAUUGGCAAAUUUCUAAUGACCCAUGUCAAUUUACUGGUGUUUACUGCACAAAUUCAAGGGUUUCUUCAUUGGAUUUCACUUCUUUCCCUCUUUCUACUAAUUUUUCCUUUGUUUCAACCCAUCUUUUUUCUAUUGAGUUUUUAACUUCCCUUUCUCUUCAAUCCACUAAUAUUUCUGGUUCAAUUCAACCCUUUUCUCUUUGCUCUUCUUAUCUUUCAGAAAUUGAUCUCUCACACAAUUUCAUUUCUGGGUCUUUUUCCAAUAUAUCUCUGUUUUCUUCUUGUUCAUCUCUUUCAAGUUUGAAUCUUUCUUACAAUUUAUUGGAUUCUUCCAAGGAUUUAAGGGAUAAUGCUCAUUUUGGGGUUUCACUAAAAAUUUUGGAUGUUUCAGGGAAUCAAUUAUCUGGUGAACAAAUUCUUCCAUGGGUAUUAUCUCUUGGUUGUGAGAAAUUGAGUUAUUUGGCUUUAAGAAGUAACCAACUUGAGGGAAGUUUUUCUCUUUCUGGGUGUUCAAAUUUAGAGUAUUUGGAUCUUUCUAGCAAUAAUUUCUCAAUUCCCAUGCCUAAAUUUGGGGAAGAUUGGUCUAACUUGAAGUAUCUUGAUUUGUCUUCUAAUAAGUUUUUUGGGGAGAUAGAGGAAUCACUUGUGGGUUGCAACAGCUUGAGUUUCUUGAAUGUUUCUAACAAUCAAUUUAAUGGUGGAUUACCUAAACUUCCCUCUAAAAAUAUGGAGUUUCUCUACAUGGGUAACAACAAAUUUCAAGGUUUCAUACCUCUGGAUUUUCCUGAUGAUAUUUGCUCAACUUUGGUGGAAUUAGACCUCUCAAGCAACAAUUUCUUUGGUAUGAUCCCUUCUGGCUUCAAAUCUUGCUCUUUGUUGGAAAAAUUUGAUGUCUCUAGUAACAAUUUCACUGGGAAUUUGCCUGUGGAUGUGUUGUUGAAAAUGAGAAACUUGAAAAAAUUAAACCUUGCUUUUAAUCACUUUAAAGGUACUUUACCUGAUUCCUUCUCCAUGCUUAGUAGCUUAGAAUCCUUGGAUUUGAGCUCUAAUAACAUUGAUGGAAAAAUCCCACCUGGGAUUUGUCACAAUUCUGAGGGAAAGCCCAGUAAUCUGAAAGAACUUUUUCUUCAAAAUAAUCAGUUUAGUGGCCAUAUACCAUCCUCUUUAGGUAAUUGCUCUCAGCUUGUUUCACUGGAUCUUAGCUUCAAUUACCUCAUUGGGAGAAUCCCAACUAGUUUGGGUUCUCUUACUCAGCUUAAAGACUUGAUCAUGUGGAUGAACAAGCUUGAUGGGGAUAUCCCUUCUGAGCUUAUGUACAAUCUUGCACUAGAAAAUCUGAUCUUAGACUACAAUGAGUUGACUGGUAGCAUCCCAUCUGGCCUGAUGAACUGCGAAAAUUUGAACUGUAUUUCAUUGUCGAGCAACAAGUUGACGGGAAGAAUACCGUCUUGGAUUGGUAGCUUGAACAAUCUAGCCAUCCUUAAGCUCUCAAAUAACUCGUUCUAUGGCGAAAUUCCACCGGAGUUGGGGGACUGCAGGAGCUUGUUAUGGUUGGAUUUGAAUAGCAAUUUGCUGAGUGGGAGUAUUCCUCCUGCGUUAUCAAAACAGUCGGGUACUAUUGUUCUUAAUGUUCGGAAGAAGUAUUGGUACCUGAGGAAUAGCGGAGGCCAAAAGGACUGCCAUGGCACCGGAAAUUUGCUGGAGUUUGCUGGGAUUAGGCCGGAUGCUGUUAAUCGAAUUCCUACAAUGUGCAAAUUUGAGCAAAUAUACAACAGUCAUGCAAAGCCAAAUUUUGAUAAAAAUGGUUCCAUGAUAUUCCUAGACCUGUCUUAUAACAAUCUCCAAGGUAAUAUCCCAAAGGAGCUCGGCACAAUGUCGUUUAUGUGGAUAUUGAAUUUGGGUCAUAACAGUCUCUCGGGAGAAAUUCCCGAAGAUCUUGUUGGGAUGAAAUUUAUCGGUGUUAUGGAUCUCUCAUAUAAUCAUCUAUCGGGAUUGAUCCCACCCGCCUUAGGCACUCUUUCUUUGUUGACAGAUAUGGAUGUGUCGAAUAAUGAACUCACAGGUAUGAUUCCUGAAGUGGGUCAGUUUGAUACUUUCCCUCCUUCUAGGUUCUACAAUAACAGUGGUCUCUGCGGCUUUCCCUUGCCGGUUUGUUCUAAAAACUUGAAAACCAAUUCAUCAGAUGAUCAAAGACAUGGGAAGCACCGCAAUUCGCUUGCACGAAGUGUGGCAACGGGGGUGUUCUCGUCUCUAAUCUGCAUAAUCGGGUUGAUCAUAGUAGUCAUUGAGCUGAACAAGAGGAGGAAAAAGAAGGAAUCCUUACAAGAUAUGUACAUAGACGGUAUCAAUUCCCACUCAGGCAGCCUAAACACUUCCGCUUGGAGAUUUCCCAGUAAACGCGAAGCACUGAGCAUCAGCCUUGCAACAUUCGAGAGUAAACCCCUUCGGAAGCUCACUUUUGCUGAUCUUCUAGAAGCCACAAACGGGUUCCAUGACGACAGCAUGAUAGGUAAAGGCGGUUUUGGUGAUGUUUACAAAGCUCAGCUCAAGGACGGGAGUGUGGUUGCUAUCAAGAAGCUGAUACACAUAAGUGGACAGGGAGAUAGAGAAUUCACUGCUGAAAUGGAAACCAUCGGAAAAAUCAAGCACAAAAACCUUGUGCCGCUUCUCGGAUACUGCAAAGUAGGGGAGGAGCGGUUAUUGGUAUAUGAAUACAUGAAAUAUGGAUCACUCGAUGAUGUCCUCCACAAUCCUAAGAAGGCCGGGGUGAAGCUGAAUUGGGCGGCAAGAAAAAAAAUUGCGAUAGGAGCAGCUCGCGGGUUAGCUUUCCUGCAUCAUAACUGCAUCCCACACAUAAUUCAUCGGGACAUGAAAUCUAGCAAUGUUUUGGUAGAUGAAAACUUAGAAGCUCGAGUAUCAGAUUUUGGGAUGGCUCGACUGAUGAGUGCAAUGGAUACUCAUUUGAGUGUGAGCACAUUGGCUGGUACUCCAGGAUAUGUUCCACCCGAGUACUACCAAAGUUUUAGAUGUUCGACAAAGGGGGAUGUGUACAGCUACGGUGUGGUGCUUCUCGAGUUAUUGACAGGGAGACAACCUACAGAUUCGGCAGAUUUUGGGGACAAUAAUCUUGUGGGAUGGGUGAAAAUGCACGCAAAAUUGAGAAUAAGUGACGUUUUUGAUCCAGAGUUAAUAAAGGAAGAUCCGAAUCUGGAAAUAGAGUUGUUGCAGCAUCUGAAAAUCGCUUGUGAUUGCUUGGAUGAUCGGCCUUCAAAACGACCUACAAUGAUUCGAGUCAUUGGGAUGUUCAAAGAAAUACAAAUUGGUUUAGGACUCCAUUCAGCAUCCACCGCACAAGACGAAGGUCUUACCAAUACCAUGGGAGGAAGUUUCAGCACUUUGAUCGAUGUGUUAAAUACGAGCAUAGAAGAAGUCCCGGAACCUGAAGGAAAUUACAGACAUUAGCACCGUCCUUAAAAUUCGACGAAUUUUCUAAACAAUUCAAGGAUUAGAUGAAGAUGAAAAUGGUUCAAAAGCUCCAUGCAAAUCAUGUUAUACCACUUUGAAAUGGUAUAAACAAAUUUUUUUUACUGUAUCCACUUCAUCUACUAGUGUUUGUAUCCGUCCUCUUCA
Amaranthus tricolor (Joseph's coat) is the source of this 4291-nucleotide messenger RNA. Its product is annotated as systemin receptor SR160-like. The transcript has a single exon. Gene Ontology annotation, cellular component: plasma membrane. Gene Ontology annotation, biological process: protein phosphorylation; hormone-mediated signaling pathway. The coding region runs from base 518 to 4123 and encodes 1201 amino acids. NCBI's taxonomy places the organism in Eukaryota, Viridiplantae, Streptophyta, Magnoliopsida, Caryophyllales, Amaranthaceae. The record is from RefSeq and is a predicted model, not a curated record. Gene Ontology annotation, molecular function: protein binding; ATP binding; protein kinase activity.